AUCACCCACCACCCGACACCACGCGCACACACAACCACCACCAUCCUAUCUAUUCAAAGCCUCACUUGCUUCCCUCCCUGCACCCUUUCCUCUUUCUACCACUCCCUUUUUCUGACUCCGUGAUUCACGCGGUCACGAACUUCACGGGCUGUCAGUCACAGAACAGGGGAGCGGCGCCAGUAGUCUAGCCAACCUUCGCUAAUCAUACUGCCGCCCACGGACGCUAUAGCGACACCCGCGGGUAUGGCGGCUACUGCGGCGCGCUGUCCACGUGGCAGCCUCCUCGCGCACCUUACCUCUCCGUCUCCCGCCGGCCAGCACAUAAAACACAGCGCUUCGCCGCACCUUGCGCGUCCUCACCCAGGGGUUCCUUCCGCGCACCUUAGGCAACGGCACGGAUUAUCUGUGCGAUGCAGCGGAGCUGCUUCUAACGGGGCUGUUCCCAGCGGGACCCCCUCCCGUGCUCGGACUUCCCCUAUUUCUGCCGCGUCGCCUGCAGUCGCGCCCGUGGAGGAGGCUGCUGACGUGGCGGAACGGGAGGCAUUGGCGCUUGCCGUAGACGAACCACAACGGUCAGAUACCGAAUUGAUGGCGGAAAGCGAUGUUGAGAGUGAGGGGGAGCUGAGCGCGGGGGAAUGGAGCGACGGGGAGGCGGAGGCGGCGGAAGAAGCAGGCGCGCGGGGGUUCCGGCGGAAGAGCGGGCGGAAGAAGAGCGGGACGGUUUCGGGAUCGUCGUUGUCUUCGGGGGAGGAAGAGGAGGGCGAUGCGGCGAUGGAGAUCAGUCCUGAGGCGCUUGCGAAGGAGGUCGCGAAACGUCGUAACUUCGCCAUCAUUUCGCAUCCUGACGCGGGAAAGACGACGCUGACGGAGAAGCUGCUGCUGUACGGGGGGGCGAUCCACGAGGCGGGCACGGUGAAGGCGAGGCGCGCCGCCAGACAUGCCACGUCGGACUGGAUGGAGCUGGAGAAGCAGAGAGGCAUCUCCAUCACAUCGACGGCCAUGGUGUUUGAAGCCAAGGACAAGCAGAUCACACUGCUUGACACGCCCGGCCAUCAGGACUUUGGCGAGGAUACUUACAGGACGCUAGCAGCGGCGGACAACGCGGUGAUGCUGGUGGAUGCGGGCAAGGGCCUGGAGCCACAGACGCGCAAGCUCUUCGAGGUGUGUCGCAUGCGGCACCUGCCGGUGUUCACGUUUAUCAACAAGAUGGACCGCCCGGCGCUGGAGCCGCUGGAGCUGAUGGACCAGAUUGAGAAGGAGUUCGCGCUGCCCUGCCACCCCAUCAACUGGCCCAUUGGCUCCGGCGACAGGUUCAAGGGCGUGUACGACCGGGUGAGUGGGCGCGUGCACGUGUUUGACCGCGGCAGCUUCCACGGCAGCAGGGAGGUGCAGGCCACCGUCAUGACGCUCGACGACCCGCGCCUCAAGGACAUGGUGGAGGACGAGCUCCUGGCACAGCUCAUGGAGGAGGUGGAGCUGUUGGAGGAGCUGGCCCCGCCGCUGGACAUAGAGAAGGUGCAUGCGGGCGACCUCACGCUCGUUUACUUCGGCAGCGCCAUGAACAACUUCGGCGUGGAGCUGUUCCUAGACAGCUUUCUGCAGCACGCAGUGGCCCCUGGUGCCCACGACACAGACAUCGGCGAGCUGCCAGCAGAAGACCUCAACUUCUCGGGGUUUGUCUUCAAGCUCCAGGCCAAUAUGGACCCCAAGCAUCGGGACAAGGUGGCGUUCGUGCGAGUCUGCUCAGGCCAGUUCAGCAAGGGCAUGAAGGUGCAGCUGGCGCGCACCGGCAAGACGGUGGCACUGUCGCGGCCGCAGAAGCUGUUUGCUCAGGAGAGGGCUGUCGUUGAGACGGGCUUCGCAGGCGAUGUGAUUGGGCUCAACAACCCCGGCGUGUUUGCCAUUGGGGACACCAUCUUCACGGGGCCGCGGCGGGUGUUCCCGCCCAUUCCGUGCUUCUCGCCUGAGCUCUUCGCGCUGCUGCGCAACCCCAACCCCUCCAAGUACAAGCAGUUCCAGAAGGGCCUCUCGGAACUGCUGGGCGAGGGCGCCGUGCAGGUGCUGUACUCCAACGAUGCAUCGCGCACCGACCCUAUUCUGGCAGCUGUGGGGCAACUGCAGUUUGAGGUGGUGCAGCACCGUCUGAAGGCGGAGUACGGCGUGGACGCCGCACUGGAACCGCUGGGGUUCACUGCCGCCCGAUGGGUGUCUGGCGGCUGGGAGGCCGUGGAGAAGGCUGGCCGCCUCUUCAACUGCGCUGUCGUUCGGGACCAGUGGGAGCGGCCAGUGCUGCUGUUCCGCAACGAGUGGAACAUCGGCCAGCUGCAGGGCGACCACCCAGAGAUAGGGGAGCUCACACCCUAUGCACUUCCUCCACAGCAAGACUUGACCACAGGAGGGCGCCGCUGACUAUGCGGUGCCAUGUGAUGCCACGCCAGAGAGCAUGCUGUGUUUUGUUAUGGCACUCAAGUGAUAGUAUAGUACCAGUGACUACAGCCACAGUAUACAUGGUAGCUAUGUUGGACCUUCAGUUCAGUGCCUGCUCCUUAUCUAUGGGGUGUCUGUCUCUCCCGUGUGACUCAUAGGCAUGCCUAACUCUACUUUGUGCCACUGGACUGGAUUAGUACCGUAGUUCCUGCAGGGUCAAUAAAAGAUGCUAGGUUAGGGGGUGCCUGUUUUGGUACGGGCUUUUAUAUAUGGCAGGAGGCAAUGCAGAAGGGAGCAUGCUGCAAGUUCGUAGCGUAAUCUGGAGCGGUUCCUUCCUCCUCUCUUGCAGCACAUGUCUAGUCCAGUCACACUCUGCCUAAAUGACGUACGCGUCGUUGGUUCCAUCACCUGCCGUCACUGUUCCCUAGUGGUUUUGACAUGAAGUGGAUUCACUUGCUGUUUCCCUAACCUCGUGCCAAAGCCUGUGGGCGUCUCCUCUCUGUCUGGAUUCUGGAACUACUGUACUCGAAUCUCGGCUCGGAGCGCAGUUUCCCGUUUUGACCAGGGCGCAAUUUGGCGGUGGCCAAGCGACGGAUCAGAAGUCUCAAAACAUCGGAACACAGAAUAUUUGCUUCCUUCUCUCGCUCUCUCGCUCUCUCGCUCGUCCCUAGGCUUGAGCACCCAGCCAGCCAUGGAGGUGCGGCUGGCACCCACGCUCAACGACCCGUUGAAGGAGCAUAAGCUGGCUCUGCUGCACGCCCUGCGCCUGCCGCUGGAGGUGGCGUUGGGAGAGGCGGGGGGCGGACAGGCGGAAGGGGGGGCGGGGAGGGGCGGGAGAGGGGACGACGGGGAAGAAUCGGGGGAGGGGGGCGUGGCGGAUGGGGCGCUGGAGCGCCUGUUGAUGUGCGCGCGCGUGCUGGAAUUGAACCAAGAGGAGUUCUAUUUCCUCGCAUCCGACCCCCGCGCCCCUCUCUCCCCCCGCAACGAGCUCCAAUCGCUGCGCCGCAUUCGCCUCGCCCUCCUCCCCCUCCUCCACCCCCCCGCCGUCCCCGCCCCCCUUCCCCCCUUCGCGCCACUCCCAUGUGCGCCAGAAAUGGGGAAGGAGGGGAAGGAGGGCCGGGCAGUGGCGGACGAAAUGAUGGGGGAGGUGAUGAG
Molecule: messenger RNA, 3582 nt
Organism: Closterium sp. NIES-67
Lineage: Eukaryota; Viridiplantae; Streptophyta; Zygnematophyceae; Desmidiales; Closteriaceae
Source: the annotation of a GenBank genome assembly